Mizuhopecten yessoensis (Yesso scallop) is the source of this 687-nucleotide messenger RNA. RefSeq names its product fibrinogen-like protein A. The transcript is spliced from 3 exons. The record is from RefSeq and is a predicted model, not a curated record. NCBI's taxonomy places the organism in Eukaryota, Metazoa, Mollusca, Bivalvia, Pectinida, Pectinidae. The coding region runs from base 1 to 687 and encodes 228 amino acids.
AUGAAUUCGGCUACGAUAACUAACAACAAGUACAGCGAGGUAACAAAGACCAUAGAACAGAACCACGCGGGGUCAGUUUUGAGCACAUCGUCCUGGAACUCCAAGUUGGGAUGUGCCAGUUCGUGUGACACCUCCACGUGUAUUUCCUUCUCCUUCAACUCCGUCACAAAGGAAUGUAAGACGUAUGGGGAGGAGAUUUGUUACAGGGACGACGGUGUCGGGUCAUCAUCACUCAGAUUCUACACGAAGGUAGUCCUGUUUGAUUGUUUCGAGAAUUUGCGGCUCCUGCUGGCCCAAGAUAUGGAGCUUCGGAUUGAACUACAAGGGUGGAGUGGCUCUGUUAAACAUGUAGAAUACCAUACUUUCUACGUUUCUGACGAGGCUUCUGAAUACCGAUUGACGAUCGGAGGAUUUAGCACCCCAGACGAUCUGUUUGACGCCCUUGCUGACCAUAAUGACUGGCGUUUCUCCACCUUUGAUAAUGACAAUGAUGAUCUCGAUGGUGGCAAGUGUACAAGUAAUGCACAUGGGGCAUGGUGGUACGGUGCGUGCUAUGACUCCAAUCUGUUCGGCACUUACUCAUCAAACAAUGGUUAUGCGUCGAUGGUCUGGAAAUACCUCUAUGGAUCUGGCGAGGAGGAGUACACAGCUGUUAAAACAGUCAGAAUGAUGGUGAAGAAAGCAUAG